GCUAGCAUGCAAGCAGCAGGCAGUAGCUCAGCAUCCCCAGCACCAGGACGAGCACCAUUCCAGCGCAGCAGCGCCUACGACGAGGAGGCGGUGCCAGGAGCCAGCGAACAGCGUUUGAGUGAUUAUGGCGCCAUCGCAGCAUCGGGCAGCGGACUGCUCGAUACACGGUCGCGCAGUCCCAGCAUCUUUCUGGAGCCACCGACGCCGGAUCCAACGCAUGCACACUUCGGACCCGGCUGGGGUCGACCCAUGUCGCCCAUGGAUCUGCCGCCCGAGCGUCCGAGCAGCAGUAGCGCAGGGCAAAAGUCACCGACCAGCAGCAAGUCGCGUUUGCGUCCCAAGCUGCACAUACCGUUGGGCCGAUUGGGACGUUCCACGUCGUCGGAUACGCGGGAGCGUGAGAGCAUCCGACUGCGCGAAGAUGUGCAUGUGCAUGUGGAGAAUCCGGUGUUCAGCAGCGAGAAUCUGCGUCAGAACAACUUCGAUGCGUUCUUCGAGGCCCGCGAGCCGGUCAUCAAGGUCCAACCUCGUACGCCCAAUACGGCGCCAGCCGAUGGACGCGGCUAUUCGCCCCCGUUGGAGAACUAUGCCGGCGUCUAUGAUUCGCCUCGCACACGAAGUCCAGCUGGCGGGCGUUCGGGUGGUGCGAGUUUAUUUGCACGCUCGCCGCAGGAGGAACGCGAGCGUGCGCUCAAUGCUCGUUCCCGCAGUGCCGACCAUUGGGAUGAGCGGGCGGGUGCGAGUGGUGCGGGGGGUGGCAAGAGCAGUGGUGCCGCGGGGGCUUCGGCACCCGCUGGGUCUGGGUCUGGUGGCGGCGCGCACUCCAAAGGUGACAGAUUCUUCGGCAAAAUCUUCAAGUGGUCAAAAAAAUCGUAGUUUCUUCGGGUGGAGGGGGCCACGGCGUGGUUCCCUUAGCCCACAGGGCAGCAUGGCGUCCUAUAAUGGUGUACUCAAGGAUUACAGUCACAGCAGUUUGAACGAGGCUUUCAAAUCCCAGAACAAUGUCAACUUUAAGUUAAUUAAAACAGUAUCCGAUUUCAACGAAACACUUGCCCAAUUGUAUGAGGAACAUGCAACUGCCCUUCAAACUUUAGUGUCCAAUUAUCGCAAAAAGAAUGCCGACCUGCGCAAGGAAAGACCCGCCUGUCAUUUGGCCAUCUUUCAGGCAUGGGAAACAUUCCUGCAGGAAGCGGAAACCGACUCACAGGCCUGCAACGAUGUGGCCAGUGUGCUCUCACGUCAGGUGUCACGGCCAAUGCUGGAUAAAUCCUUUCAUCGCAAAGUUCAAAGUCGCAAAAUAUUUACACACAGGGAGUCUUUUGAGACUAUUAUCGCAAAGACUGAAGAGAAGCUGUCAAAGUGUCGCCUGGACUACAAGCAAUGCCACAUGGCACACCGCCAGAAUCCCAGCCAACACUCGCUAACCGAAUACAUUGAUGCGCACAAUGCGUACGUACAGCAGUUGCAUGCAACGAACGGCAUGCUCGAGGCCUACCACUGCGACACGUUGCCACAAUUGAUGCAGGAACUGGAGGAGAUACACAACGACCUAUGCAACAUUGUGUCCGAUUCAUUGCAACAGGGCGCCGAUGUCAUUGCCGCCAAGGCCACAGAGCAGGCAAAGCGCUAUGCGAGUCUGGGCAACCAAUGCAGCACCGUGUCACCGCAGCAGGAUCUGGCCAACUUUGUGCGGUUGCUGGCGCAGCCAUCGCAGGCACAGAAAGUUCCCAGGCGGGUCUUUGCACCGCCUCAGGCACAGCAGCCCGGCGAGGCAGCCGAGGAGACUGGCGACUAUAACGAGAUGACGCCCGUUUUGCGCAACGAGCUCGUCUUUGACCGCCACUCGACGUUGUCGCAACGCUCAGCGUUGGAGUCACUAAAGCGUGAGGCCAUUGAAUUGGAAUUGCAAAUACGUCAACUGCAGGACUCCAUUGAUGCACUGAAUCGAACACAAACGCGCGGCAUUGAGGGUCAACUGUAUAACAAGGUUAACGAGCUCCAGGAGGAUUUGUCAAUGAAAAAGUUUGAUUUGCGCGCCAAGCAAAUACAUUUGGCUGCCAUACGAGCACAGAAGGAGUUAUUCGUUAGCAAAGUUGAGCCAACUUCGCCGCGAAACGAACGCAAAUUUUCCGCUGCCACAGCGCCAUCGAUGAAAACAAAGUGGCUGAAAGCAUUUAAGAGCCUAAAGCCGGCGGGUUCUGGUUCAGCACAACAAUCAGAUAGCCAACAACCCCGACAAAAUCAAAUGUACCACGCUGUAUCGACCGUGUUGACCUUGAGGCGUAAUGGUGCCUCGAAUGCCCCAUCGGAGUCGCUGCGUCCCAAUCUGGAUGGCAGCCAUCAUCUGCAGGAGUACACGUACAAGAAGAUAACGGCCUGUGAUGUCUGCUCGCAAAUUCUGAGAGGUCACACUCGUCAGGGGCUGCGGUGUCGCAUCUGCAAGCUGAAUGCCCAUGGCGAUUGUGCCCCAAAUUUGCCACGUUGCCAGCCCAAACAGAAGCUGUUGCGUCGCCAGAAGAGCACUUCGGAGCUGGAGAAUCGUGUUGAUAUCGAGGAAGAAACCGGCGACAAAUCCAUCCAGAUGCAGGGCAAAACAUUGGACAACGUUGGAGUCUCAGUCGUAGGAGGAGCGGGAGCUCCGUCGGCCAGUAGCAGCAUUGCGCUGCCGCUGCAGCCACUGAGCGGCAACGAGCGGCCACCAGCGCCGGAAAUUCCCAUUGUGAAUGUGCCGACACACGACACGACACAGCUGGAUCAACUGUCGCAUCCACAUCAGCAGCAGCAUCCACAGCAGCAGCAGCAGCAGCGAAGUCUGGCAUCGGUGGCACAGGCGGCAGCGGUGCGAGCGGGCCGCGGGGUGCGUCCCCCGCCUGUGGCAAUGCCCAUACUGGGCGUGCAACUGCAACAACAGGAGCUGCAACAGCAACGUGGCGGUCUGCCGGUGCCCACACAAGAUAUCUCUAGUAGCUCAGCACCGCACUCACCGCGCCGUCAAAAGUUGAACUUACGCAUGAAAUCGUUAAGCUUGGACUCACCCGAAUCCUCGGAGCUUCACGGUCAGUUUAGGCGUCGCCAGCAUCUGCCGGCGAACGCCGCCUCGACAUCCAGCGGCUACUACCAUGGCGGCUCUGGAGGCCAUCUGGAGCACAGUACUCCGCCAUCGAACAACAGCCGGCUGCACUCGCCAUCGAGCCCCUCGCAUCCGGGACGCAAGCUCCUCUAUGCCACACGUGGCAUGCGGGGCGGCAGCGUCGAUUUGCCCGACGAAAUGGAGAAGUCACAGUCUUCGGCCAGCACAUCGCCUUGCCUAUCACCAAAAUCGCAUCGUCUGCUGCCCACCAAUCUGUAUGUCAUACUCUACAACUUCAAGGCGAGACACGCCGACGAGCUGGACCUCAAGGCUGGCUAUAAGGUGACAGUCAUCGAUACCUCGGAUCCGGAUUGGUGGAAGGGCAAAGUGCUGGGACGCGUUGGCUUCUUUCCAUCCAAGUACUGUGUGCGUCUCAAUGCCAACGAGAAGCCGCUGCAGGUGACACACAAUCUGCAGGUGUCCGAUGGCGAACGUGGCGAGAACAUGACACUGCUGCGAGAUCAGAUUGUCAUUCAGACUGGCGAUGAGGUGAACGGCAUGGUGAUGGUGCGCUCGGCGGACAACCGGCAAGGCUUCUGUCCCAUCAAGUAUCUGCAGGAGGUGUGACAGCCAGAAGAGGAAGAGCCGCCUGCUAAGUCAUCAAUGCAAACGUCGCGUGCCGAUGCAAGCGACAAGACCAAGCGUAGAAUUAGAAUCGUAGUUUCCGACAACAACUUAGCACAAGCCUCCCCCUCAGCACCGCCACCGCCACCGCCGUCAACAGCAACAGCAACCACAGCCAGCACACAUCACACACAUUUACACCAUUCGCCGAGCCACGAAACGAAACGCCUGAACAUCGAGUACAGCGAUGCCGAUGGCGGACUCAUUUGGGACAAAGACAAGGAUGUGCUCAUACUUUCGGGCCGCAAUAAGAACGACAAGAACUGGGAGAACUGGGAACGCAUACGCGAACAAAAGCUGGAGAAAAUGAAGAACAUCUGCUUCGAGAGCUAUCGCCAGUCGAAACGCGACAAGCUGCUCCUCUCGAAGCCGCGACCCAAGCAACUCGACUCCACCUGGUACACGGACAACAUUUACUCGAAUCGCUCCGACGAUCUCGAUGAGGAUUAUGUGCCCGAUUGCCUCAAGUACGGCAGCUACAGCAAUCGCAUUCUACGCGACAUUCAUGAGCAGGACGAAAAGUAUGCCGACGAUGCGCUGCCAAUGCGCGAGCGUCGAGGCGAGGGCGAAGGCUCGCCGGGCUAUGGACUGCAGCGCUCGAAGAGCUGCAAGGAAUUUCAGUAUCCCAAGUCGCAGAGCUGCUGCUUCGAGGGCAACGUGUUUGAGGCGGGCGGCAGUGGAGGAACGGGAGCGGGCGCAGGGACAACCACCGCCACCACAUCCAUACUGAAGAAUCGAGCUGGUGUGCCGAAGUCUUACUCGUUCAGUGCCUCCACCAAGACGAUGCCCUUCGACAUUAUCGACUACGAGCUGCCGCCUGCCUCGAAUACGAGGAGAGAGAAACGCGAGGCCUACAGACGCAGCAUGAACAUGCUGUAUAGCAAUAGUCUGGAUGAACGCACUCUAGCUCACAGCUGCUGUGCACGGGAUCAGUGCACGAGUGCCAAGUGCCUGCUGGAUGACAUCUAUGCGGGGGGAACGCGACGGGGUGGCUAUGGCGGUGCCGCUGCCAGCGGUGGCAGCAACAGGAAUCUGAAUUUGAACAUGAACAUGAAUCUGAAUCGCAAUCUGCCGCUGCGUUCGCCUGCGGAUUGGCUGUUCGAUGAGCGCAGCGCAGAUCGGGCUGAUCAUCGUGGACGUGGCGGCGUUGCCCACGGCCACGGCCACGGCCAGCUGCCGCCCACGGUGAUCUGCUGCUGUGCGACGGAUGACUAUUGCUGCCAUCGCCAGCCACAGCACCGGGCCACAGCAACCGCAGCCCGGCCAAGUCGUGCUGCCCAGCAUUGUCCUGGCCAUCACCCUGCUGCCGAGGAGGAGGAGCACAUGCACUGCCGCUACGACACCGAUCUAGAGCAGUUCAUACGCGCCGAGCGGGAUCGUCUGCUGCUGCAGGACAAGUUCCUCGACGAGGACGAACGCUAUUUGGCCCAGGGACACAGCUAUGCGCCAAGUCACGGCUAUGCACAGCGUCCGACGCGUAGUAAAUCGUUGCUGGAGGUGCAGCCACCGAAUCUGUUUGACGAUGACAGCUGCUCGGAUACGACGGAAAUCGAUCUGGAGGAUUUUAACAUUGAUCUGGAGAAGUACUGGGAGCAGCUGGACAAACCGCCCAGUCCCAUCAACAUGGACAUGCGUCGCAAUAUGCACAGCAGCUUGAAAGUGAAGAACGUCAAUGUGCGUUGCUACAACAAUGGCCAGCCGAUCGAUAUGCAUGAUCGCGAGCACGAGCGUCUGAUGAUCAAGAAAUCGCUGCUCGAGGGCAUGCCUUCGCCGCCGCAGCACGAUUCGAAUGGCGGGGCUUUUUUUGAGAAUGCCGCUGGUCCGCUGCACCAUCCACACCAUCAACACCAGCAUCUCCAACAACAACAGCAACAUCAGCACCAGCAGCAGCAGCUUCAACAACUUCAACAGCAUCCGCAUCAGCAUGCCCAUCAUCAUCCACACCAGCGACAUCAUGCGCCAUCAGCAUACUCCCAUGGCUAUGGGCAUAAGGUGUAUCCGAGUGCAGAUACUCUGCCUUCGUAUCAGUACAACAACUUUUAUCCGGAGCACACGACGCUGGGCAGUGUGCUCACCCAGCAGCCAACGGCGGGCAUUCAUCACGCCUCCGCCGGCGGACAUUCGGCAUUGAGUUUGAUCAACAACAUCUUCUCCAUCUAUAAGCCGAACAAAUACUCGCCGGAGAACUGUCAACUGAACUAUGAGAGCAAACCGGAGCCAUGUAAGAAGAUGAAUGUGCCAAGCACGCGGCGACCGCUCGGCGCCGUCUCCAGCAACACGAGUCAUGGCCAUGAGCAGUAUCUGCACUCGUCGAUGAAGCGGCCGCUGUUGGUGAGCGCCGAUCAGCCGCACUUUAAGAUCAUACCGGAGAAGACGGGACUGAAGAUAUCGCCGCUGUUGGCCUAUGAUGAGUAUGGAGGCGGUGACAAGUCACAUCACAGACUGAGCAGCACCGCACGACCUUUGAUGCUUCCGCACUGAUGGUGCUGGACCUUUCCGUGGUAUGGUAAUGGUAAUUAUUGUUAGUUAUGCCCACAGCGACUGCCGAAUGAACUCUCUCCAGCUAACAAAACAGCAAACAACAAAAAGCUAAAACAAGUAGUAGAACAACAUGAACAACAAUCCAAAAGACUCGCUCGUUUAGCAGCAAUUAAAUAUUAUAUGAGAAACAACAAACAACCAAACAACCAAAAAAAGAAAAAAAAAAAACAACAAAAACAACAACAAAAAACGCACAACUUGGCCCAGUGGCUCAAACAAAAUGUUGUAGUGGCAUCGACACCCAGAUUCCCACUUUCCCAACUCCUUAUCCGCUCCUUUUCUUCUUCCAUUUCCAAAAACUCCUUUCGUCGUCGUCGCUGUCGUCGUCGUCGGAAAUGCUUUUGGUUUAUGUUUGAAGCAUCAUUUCAUCGUUUUGUCUGACACAAUUCCACAAAAGCCACCACCACCACCAACAACAACGACAACAACAACAAGAACAACAAUAACUUGAACAACAACAAACACCAUCACCAACAACAACAACAACUGCGCCAUACCAUUGGAAAAUAUUAAGUAUACAACAUGGGAGACACGUCUUAGAGAAUAUUAGCAGAAUAUUUAGGAAUACGAAGAAGAAGUAGUGAUGCAUGAUGAAAGCAAAGUAAAGAAAGAGCAUAUCCAGCUCGGCUUAAACAUACUCACACACACACACAUACACACAAACAUACACACACACACACAAGAACACACAUUCAGAACAAAUGUGCUUUUAAUCCGCUUGAAAAAUCGCCGCAUAUAGUUGAUAUAUAGUUCAGAUAUACUUACAAUAUAUAUAUAUAUAUAUACAAAUAUAUAUGUACCACUAAUUUUUCGAGCAACUUUUAAGCAAUCAGGAGGAGCGUACUUAAUAUACAUAUACUAUAUAUAGAUGUAUAGACGUAUAUUAUAGAGAGAUGAACUACAACUAUAUGAUAGUUAUGUAAGUCAUUCCAUAUCCGUGUUUCACGUUUGUAUUUAGGACUACAACAACAUUAAGAACAACAACAGAACAAGAACAAGAACAAAGGAAAACCGUACCGUAUCGAAGUGAACGCAUUGUAUACCCUGUAAUCUUGAAACCUGUAGCAGCUAAGCGAAUUUUUAUUAACACUAAACGAAACUAACAAAACUAUUGUCGAUAACGAUUACGAUAACGAUAACACGAACUAUAGCGAUUUAUCGUUCGGAAGUUUUGAACAAAAUGGUUAAUGAUUUGAGACAAACAUCGUUUUUAUUGCCACGAAAUUUUUUCUAUUUUUUAUACCAAAAACCAAAAAAAAAACUUACAUACAUAUAUAGUAUAUUAAAAUACUAAAACUAACAAAAAGUACAUUUCGAUAUGAAACGUUUAUAAGGCUUAAAACUCAAUAUAUGUUGCGGCUUCUAGGAGAACAAACAACCAAACCAAACCAAACUAGAUUUGUAUGUAUAUAAGAUGAGAUGAAUACUAUGAAUACUUUUGAAUACUCGUGUUAUGAUUGUACUUUUAUGAUGUAUGCGUAUCCACUGGCCUUAUUUAUUCAAACCAAAGCAACGGAACAAAACUAAAUGCAACACAAACAAAUGAGCUGAACACAAACACACACUUUGACACACACAUACACAAAUACACAUACAUACACAUGCACUUAAUAUGUGAAUUUAUUUGCGUUGAACUUUUGAGCGCACUUGAGAAUUAAUUUUAAGGCUUUGCGUUGAUUUUGUUGAUUGUUUUUUGGCGUCCAAUUUUACAAGAGUACAUAAGUAUUAUAAACUAGCGUGAGUAGCGAGUAAGUGUCUGACGAGUAAUGAAUAACGAGUAGCGAAUAACAAGCGAGAAGCAAGGAACAUUAGAAAGUAAACAAAUGCAUCGUAAUCGUAUUUGUAUUUGUAUUUGUAGUAAAUAAGACAAAAAGCGAAGCAAACCAAACAGUUUUAGCACGUAAACGUGCAAUCAAUUUUGAAUUUGAAUUUAUUUUUAAUGACUUUUGAAGAAAAACAAACAAAAAACAAAGAUAUAAAAACCAAAAAAAAAAGAAAAAAAUAUAGAAACAUUUUAUUAGAUAACGUUUUCUAUCCACAUUGUUGUUGAACUACUUAUACACAAGAAAACACAAACACACAGACAGACAGACAAAAAGACAAAAAGACAGUCAGAGACAGGUGCAGAUUGUGCGACGUGUAUUAUUAAUCUAAGUGUACCCCUAUGGCCUAUUAGUCAAUAAGUAAUCCAAUUUUCUACAUAGACUACAACAACUACAACAAGAACAGACACAAGAAAUUUAUGCACCAAAAAUCAAUGAAACAAAUAAACAAAGAACACAUCGAGCACUCAUUUAACGAUAAAAAAAAGUAUAUACAUAUAUAGAUGAUAUUUAGACUAUAUACAUAACAUAUAUUAUAUGAUUUAGUUGUGUAAGCGAGGAUGUAAGUCAAGUGUAAAGUGCAGUGACGACGAUGCAAAAUGAACAUGAACAUGAACAUGAAAACGCCCAAAUCUUAUGAGUAUGUAAUUAAUAGAGAAAUACUGAAAAAAAACCAAAAGUAAAUUCAAAUCUGCAAUGCCCAAAAAAUAGAACCACAACAACAACAAACCAGAACGUUCGCUCCGUCAUUGGAGAAACGGGAAAUGCUGAAAUUGGCAAUUAAGUAAAUUUAGAGAUAAUUGAGAAUAAAUAAACUUACUACUUAGCUGGUAAAUUUUGUAGCAGCCUCGUCCGAUUCCUUCUGGAGAAUUAAAAACAAGGAUUUCAUUUUCAUGCUGAACGGCGAGACGAGGCUGUCUAUACACAUAUUUAAUGCAUCAUUUUGUUUAGAUUGUAAUAUUGUUAUAGUUACGAUUACGAUUACGAUUGAGAUGGAUUGAGAAUCACAUAAUAUUGUACUUGUAUGUUAUUGCUUACCUUAUAUUGCAUAUAUAUACAUAGAGUAAUCGGUAUUCGGUGUAGGAACGCAAGGAGAAGAAGAAACCUUAAAGGCAGAACAUAGAACGAUUGUAGCAAAUUUACAUCUAAAUUACGAUAACGAAAACAAGAUACACAUAACGCAUACGCAUUCAGCAUAUGGCAUAUAGAACAUACAUAUAUAGUUAAGAGAUCCCGGCAAAAAAAGAAAAGAAAAAGCAAAGAUAUCAAUGCAACUUACAUAUAUCAAAGACAAAUACAACUAAAACACGUAAAAACGAACAACAAACAGUAAA
Drosophila albomicans is the source of this 9452-nucleotide messenger RNA. RefSeq lists its product as uncharacterized. The transcript has 19 exons. The record is from RefSeq and is a predicted model, not a curated record. Gene Ontology annotation, molecular function: protein binding. Gene Ontology annotation, cellular component: extrinsic component of cytoplasmic side of plasma membrane. Gene Ontology annotation, biological process: positive regulation of voltage-gated calcium channel activity; skeletal muscle contraction; positive regulation of protein localization to plasma membrane. NCBI's taxonomy places the organism in Eukaryota, Metazoa, Arthropoda, Insecta, Diptera, Drosophilidae.